UGUUGCACGAGUGUGUGUGUGCGAGAGUCUCUCGGAGCAACGAACGAAGUACAAACUGGCACCACUGGAGCCCGUCCGAGCUUAAAAAAAAGGAGAAAAAAAGAAGAAAAAAGAAGAAAAAGAGGAACCACAUUAUUUUAUCUUUGAAAUGUUCCCGACGAUAUUCGCGCAUCGUCUGCUUUGAUCCCCGUCGAAGUUGCCGACGUCUCGCUACAAGAAACCCGAGCAGAAAUUAAUGCAUCUUGCAUUAAUUGCUGUUUUGCUUUGACCUGUGAAGCUAGCAAGGAAUCCUGCAAGAAGGAUUAGCGGUCUGUCAAUGAGGAACUACCGGCUGAUCUUCUGCCACAACCUGAAGCAACCGUAGAUGGUUCAGCGGUUAACUGGCUAGGGGAGGAGAGGACCGGACACACUUUCACUGCUACACGUGAGGUCUUGGCGGCGUUGUGGUGAGGAGGAGAAGGAGGCGGAGGCGGAGGCAAUGAGGAAGAGCGUGUCUCUGUUGCCAGGCAACGAGGGCGGGAGCUCAGCCAACACAACACGAGUUUUUGGCGUUCCUCUGGAGGAGGUGACACGGACUCACCCAGUCAGCGGCCAUGAGGUUCCAGCACUGGUGAAACAAAUCGUGGACUACAUCGAGGAGCACGGUCAUCUGGAUUUGGAGGGACUCUUCCUGGUAAAUGGCAACGCCGAGCGUGUGGAUUGGCUGCGUCAGCGGUACGACAGCGGCGAGGAGGUGGAGUUAGAGAAGGAGGCGGAUUUGGCAUCAGCGGUCAGUUUGCUCCGGCUCUUUUUGCAGGAGCUUCCUGAGCCCGUCAUCCCAACAGCCAUACAAGGACACAUCCUGCAGCUGCACCAAGAUUACAGCAAUGAAGAAGAGCUAAAUAGAAAUUUGAAGUACCUGCUGCAGCAGCUUCCCCAGUUGAACUACGGCCUCCUGCGUUUCCUGUGUCGCUUCCUGGCCAGUGUGGCAUCAUUUCAGCAGGAGAGCUGGAAUGUUGGGACGCUAGCCGCCGUCUUUGGACCAGACAUCUUCCAUCUGUCGACUGAAGGAGAAGACUUUCGGGACCAAGAGUCAGUCAGCAGAGUCCUGGCGGAGCUGUUGGACAAUCAGGACGGCCUGUUUGACUCAGAGGACGACGACGUCUCCACCACCAACGACUACAGCUCCCUCAAUGAACAGAUCACCGAGCUUCUGGAUGAUGACAAAUGCGAGACAGAAUGUGAAGAGUUGCCUCAGGACGGAGAAGAAGGACCCGCAGCCUCCGACUCACCACAACACACCGACACCGACGACAGCCCUACAGUCAGCUCCCACCUCUCCUCCAUCUCCAUCCUGCCUGCCGACUCUGCUGAGAUUUUCCAGAGAACCAUCAGGGCAGCAGUGGAGCAGCACUUCUUUGAGCUGAAAACCACCAUCGACCAAGACCUCAGCAACUAUGACAGUCAGGGGGUGAGUCCCGCUGAGCCAGGGGACGAGCGUUGCCAUGGAGAUGAAGAACAACAAACUGAGCCUGAGGAGAGUCCCUACGCGACGGAGGGGGAGACCCCACUCAUACAGACCAAGCAGCACAUACAACAGAGUCCGACCGACACACAGAAUCCACUGGACGCUGUUGCCGCCCUGGAGGAGAGCUCAGGAAUGGACUUGGAUGCAGAUGCUGUCAGAGAUGCUGCAAACAACUUCAACACUGCCAGGCAGGACCAUCAGCCUCUCGAGAGCAUGGAGCAAACUGUCACCACAAACUGUGACUCAGAUUUAUUCUGCUGUGACCAGAAUGCCAACACCAGUGAGACCAACAGGAACCACCUGUCGCCAUGCCAACCCAACUCUGGCCACAGCCCUCACCUCCAGCUUUUCCCUGACAACCAGUGGGAGGGUAAGCACCACCUUUUGUCAGCAUCACCCCCUUCCCAUCUCCACCUCCCUCCCAUCGACUUUUCAUGUAUGCAUCUGCAAAAGGAGGGCCACGACCCCGUUCCAGCCUACAAAUCCUGGCAGGACGACAACGAGAACGGAGAAGCGCAACUUUCCCCUCUGGCUGGUCGCAUAGUUCCUCUGCCCCUGCUGCCCCUGGGGGACGCUGGCGAGGAGGAGGAGGGGGAGGGAGGCCACGACGACUCCCCGUCAUCCUCACGCACCCACCCUCACAUCCUGGCACGCCGCUUUCUCGACUUCGGAGCUCACAGCACCCAACGUUUCCUCCAGCAGGACUCGGACGCCUCCUCCCCUACAAAAGCACCCAGGCCGAGGCGAGGAUCGAUGGGCUCCAGAGAGGUGAUGAGAGGAGACUCGGUGACCCACCAACUCACCAAGAAGCUUCAGCAUCUGAAGAAGAAAAUCAAGCAGUUUGAAGAGCAGUUUGAGAAGGAGAGGAACUACAAGCCCUCUCAUGGAGACAAGGCAGCUAACCCCAAAGUCCUCAAAUGGAUGACCGACCUGACCAAGAUUCGCAGACAGAUUAAAGGACGCCAGCACCACCUUUUACCCAGAAGCGCGCUGAGGCACCAGGCUUUGCUCCAUUCACAAAGACGCCACCAUGCUCCCUCCUCCCCUUCCUCCUCCUCCUCCUCCUCUAUCUGCUCACCCCCUCAUCACACUCUCACCCCCCCGCUCCACCCCUGCUCAGGCCACAGCUCUAGACCGUUGCACCUCAAUGCCAAACACUGUGCGGAGAGCGACCUCGGCCCACAAACCCGCCCCCGUAGCAACACGCUGCCCAAGAGCUUCGGCUCCACGCUGGACCACGGCCUGAGCGACUCAGAGGUCCGGGGUCCCAGACCCACCCGGGAGGAAACACUGGAGCUCAUCGAGCAUCGGGUCAAAGGGAAGAGGCAGGAGGACGGCUGGCCGGACGACAUCAAGAAGAUGACCAAAGAACAGUUGUCCUGUGAGAAAAUGGUGCUGCAGAAGAACCUGCUCCAUUACGAAGGCCUGCACGGUCGACCAGUGACCAGAGAGGAGCGUCUGGUGGUGAAGCCUCUCUACGACCGCUACAGACUGGUCAAACAGAUGCUCACCAGAGUCAGCAUCACGCCCACAACAGUCUCCCCCUCCAGUAAGAGGCGGAGCCAAACCCUCCAGCCAAUCAUUGAGGGGGAAACUGCUCACUUCUGGGAGGAAAUCAAAGAGGAGGAGGAGGAGGAGCAGAAAGGUGGAGAGGAAGAGGAGAGGGAGGAGGAUGACGAGGAGGAGGAGGAGGAGGCAGAAAGCAGCGGCGGCGAGAUGCAGAGCUCCGAGGUCAUCCUGGCCUUCAAUACCUCAAUGGACGGGUCUGAGCGGAGCCAGAACCAGCACGACGGGCAGAGCAACUGUCCAAUGACGGACAAGAUGGAGGAGGGUUCGGGGCGGCUGGCGCUGGAUCUGCGGCUGUCCAGCUCCAACGCCUCUUCCAUGCCAGAGCUGCUGGAACAGCUGUGGAAGGCGAGAGCGGAGAAGAAGAAGCUGAGGAAGACCAUUCGAGAGUUUGAGGAAGAUUUCUAUCAACAUAAUGGAAGGAACGUCCAGAAGGAAGACCGGGUACCGAUGCUGGAGGAAUACCGGGAGUACAAGAGGAUCAAGGCCAAGCUGCGCCUCCUGGAAGUGCUCAUCAGCAAACAGGAUUCCUCCAAAUCCAUCUGAACCGCUCAGAUAAACCGCUAUCAUCGCACACACCAUCAGCCGUCAUGUCUGCAGCGCCGCCACUUCCAGGCGGCAGAAACGCUUCAGUCAGCAGCAACGAACACGUCGAGUCUCGCCAUCUUCCCUCCGUUCGCUGCCGUCACGUCACGUCCAGGAGACGAGGUUCACUUCGUAAACACGUUAGCGGUGUCUUUUAACCAUGAAAAUGAUAUCCCAAACGUCUGGUACAAAUCUUCCACAACGAUAAAUAUCCUAACCAUUUACUGCAAACUAAAGAUUGCAUAAAUAUCUCCCAGUUAUCUCAUCAGUGGUAGUUAAAGAAGCUGAUAUGUUCCAUUACGCGACAGCAGAACCGCAUCACCGCCAUCCGGCCGAUAACGUCUGGAACAGCAGCAGUUCAUCACCACCGUCUUCGUCAUCCUCUUUAUCAUCAAGACUUUGCACUUGUGUCACAUGUUGAUUCCCUCGUUUUCUCAGAGGGAAGGAAAAAAAAAGACAUUUUACCAUUUGAGGAACAUUUGUCCCCCUUUGUGUUGAAGGAAUUUUAACGGACGGUUCAUGGACUGGCAUUUCAGACGUUUGACUCUUUACUCGGGACGUUUCACGUCCUGCUUUUGUUUCAGACUCUGUCUUUAUUAUGUGGUUCUUUCAGUCAUUUAACAGACUCACCUGCUUUACCUCAACGUUUAAAGAAAGUCUUGUUUUUAAAAAACUAUGUUUUCUGCAACCUAACAUUUUUCUGAACGAAAGACUUUAUCAUUUUCUUUGUGCGUACAUGGCGUUACCUGUAUUUUUCCUUGUCAAAAUAAUCGUUUAGGUCUUUGUUUUUCCAGUGAGCAGCGAGGAAAAAGAACAGCUUUAAAGUUGAGUUAAACGUAGAGUUUAAGUCACAUACUGGUGAUUUUGAUGACACUUAAAGGCAGAACAGACCAGAUGCUCAUGGAACGCAUAGUUUUUCAUUUCUCAGAAAUCAGAGCAAGGGACUGUGGAAAACUGUGCAACAAGGGACUUUUUUUUUUUUUAUUUUCCUCCUCGUUUUCCAUUCAAUGUGCUUCAUAAUUUCUGAAACCAGAAACAUGUUGGCUGCCAUCUGUGCAGAAAGCAGAGGCCAUUGAUCAGAUCUGCGAGGUGCCAACACUGCAAGCACUAGUUUUAAACACGCCAAAUACACAGUACUGAAACAGGGACAUUACGCUGCGAGGCAGCAGCAGGUCAGUGUUGCAGUCAGUGACGUUUGAUUUCCUGCAGGCAGGUCAAAUGAGAACAGGUACCGUGGAGGAAGUCUGAAGGCGAAGGUUCGGUGCAUACGGAUGAGCUCGUCUCCCUUAUUUCCGCUACUGUGUGGCCGCAUUAUAUCUCAUAUCAGAGAGGAGAGUCGACGGCCUCAUGGGGCGCGAUUGUAACAAAUAUGAUAAAACAUCUGCACGAGUUGCUGAUCCGUGGCUUCGGCCGGCGCAUCGAACCGAACCGAGCCGACCCUCCACCGGCUGCUCGCUGGCGUUUUAGUGGAGGAAGACGAGACGAAGCGGCUUCAAAGUCGCCUCGCAGUCUCUGAUCCGUCGGUGGACGGCUGAUGUGAUGAUUUCAAAUGUAAGCUAUGAAUGAAAAAAGACAAAAAAAGUUGAACUUGUGUUUGUUUGUAAUGAAAAGAUUUGGGGACUAAAGGGGGUGGGGGGCGUGUGUUUGUUGGGACAUUGAAGAUUGAGGUUUGAUGUAAAAAGAUGUUAUUUGCACAGCAUUCACCGAAUGCAGCCCUUGUUUCUCUCCCCAUUUGUAUUUCUAGAAAAAUAAGCACUACUUCUAUAUAAAUAUAUACUGUAUAUAAAAGAAAAAACAAAACCCCAAAAAGAAUGAAUGUUAGAAAUGUUUAAAUUAUUUCAAACAUUAUGUUUGCCCCCCCUCCCCUCCCCUUUGGUUUAUUACAUUUGUGAUGCCCAGAGAUUUUUUUUUAUUAUUAUAAAUAUUGCUGAUGCUAUCACAAACAUUAUGGUGUGAUACUAACAACUCUUUCUACUCACUACCUGCAAAACCAGCUGUAGACGUUAGUCUCAACCUGCUCUGUUCUCGCAAACAUUUUGUCGCUCUGUGUAAAAUAAGCUAAACUAGAAGCAGUACUGUAGUGAGCUUGCAUGGCAACGGAGAACAUAACAGUAUGAAAAACACGAUGUAUUGUUUUCAUUAUCUGUGCCAUGAAGAAGCAGCAAUAAUAAAAGUUUGCAUUUGAUGUUUUACCAAGUUUCAGGUCAUUGGUAACGUAUUGGAUCGUCGAUAGUGUGAUGUGAGUUAUAAUGUUGUGUAUUCUUUUAUUUUUCCCUUCACAUCACUCUCAGUGUUUGUUUUAAAACCUCUGCUGAAAGCCGAAAUAUUAAAGAAAUAUAACUUUUACCUUCACUUAAGAAGUGGAACAAAGAAGGAUUUACUUUUUAAAGGUGCGUCAAGGCUCUAAAGUAUAAAAACAAUGUUUUGUUUGUUUGUUUUAAUUGGUGUCCAGCAGCGGAGCGGUGAAAGUCACAUGCUGUCAGGUGUUUUGGCGUCUCCUGAUCCUUCAGUUCGGCUCACUAACAUCCGUCACGCUCGUUUGUUCCACACGACAGGAACUUGAAGCACAAGUCGUCAUCACAGAUGUCGGAGAGUCGGAUCCUUCUGGAAAUGUAAAGUCGAUCAGUUUUUUUGAUCAGUGACAGUAAAGAAAAACCAAAUCAGUUUUAAGAUUGUUGCAUUAAAAAUGGAAGAAGAAAAAAAGCCAGAAUGUUGUUAAUAGUCUGCUGACAAACAAACGUAUUAGGACAUCUCUGACCCUGGAUUUUGCUUCAAGUUCCUCACAGUCGAUCUGUUUAAUCAUGUCACUAUAUCAUAUGUAUCUAUAAAUGUUUUCUUACUUUGUUAAUGCUCUGUUUCUUCAUUAACAAAAAAAAAAGGAUGGAAAAAUACAAACAUU
Cololabis saira (Pacific saury) is the source of this 6557-nucleotide messenger RNA. RefSeq names its product family with sequence similarity 13 member B (gene fam13b). Lineage: Eukaryota; Metazoa; Chordata; Actinopteri; Beloniformes; Belonidae. The transcript has 24 exons. The record is from RefSeq and is a predicted model, not a curated record. Gene Ontology annotation, biological process: signal transduction. Bases 479 to 3619 code for a protein of 1046 amino acids.